AUCUCAUGGUGGAUGUUCCUGGACAUGGAAAGGUGGUGGUGGACAUUGCAUAUGGUGGAGCAUUUUAUGCACUGGUUAGUGCAGAAAAGUUUGGACUUGAUAUAUGUUUUGCGAAGACAAGAGACCUUGUGAACGCAGCGAGUGCAGUGACAGAAGCAGUGAAAGCUCAGUUUAAAAUUACUCAUCCUGAUAAUGAAGACCUUUCCUUUCUCUAUGGAACUAUAUUAACAGACGGAAAAGAUGCUUAUAGUGAGGAACCAACCACCAACAUCUGUGUAUUUGCAGAUGAACAGGUUGACAGGAGCCCCACUGGCUCAGGAGUGACAGCCCGAAUUGCUCUGCAGUAUCAUAAAGGCCUUCUAAAACUGAACCAAACCAGGAUCUUCAAAAGCAGUGCAACUGGCUCUGUGUUCACAGGGAAAGCUGUGAGGGAAGCAAAAUGUGGUGACUUCAAAGCGGUUAUAGUGGAAGUAUCAGGACAAGCGCAUUACACAGGUGCAGCAAGCCUUACUGUAGAAGAUGACGACCCACUGAAGGAUGGGUUUCUUCUCAAGUGACCUCUUCCAUGAAUUUUAUGGGAUUUCCUUCCAAAGUAAUUAUUAUCUAUAAUCAAUGUUUCCUCUAAAUUAUGUUAACCAUUAUUGAGUAAUACAUGCCAUCUAAUAUCCCUUCUUUCUAAAAUAGUACACU
Messenger RNA from Ictidomys tridecemlineatus (thirteen-lined ground squirrel), 690 nucleotides. Lineage: Eukaryota; Metazoa; Chordata; Mammalia; Rodentia; Sciuridae. The record is from RefSeq and is a predicted model, not a curated record.